AUGGCUUCUUUGAGCAGAGACAAAAAAAUGGUGGAUAUAUGCAAUAACAUAAAAAAUACUGAAACUGAAAAUAAAAAGCAAACAGAAGCUGAUGUAAAUUGUGUAGAGCAUAAUGUCAGUAUUACUCAUGGGUUUACUGAGAAUGUAAUUGUCGAUGAUCAUGCAGAUUUGGACCAUCAACAGAGUACUGUCUAUGAUGAAGUCCAACACACUCAACAAGACAUGGAAAGAGCUGAAAGUGUUGGUCAAGAAACUGAUGAAGACUUGGACCAUCAACAGAGUACUGUCUAUGAUGAAGACCAACACACUCAACUAGUACAAAACAUGGAAGUAGCUGAAAGUUUUGGUCAAGAAACUGACGAAGAUUGUAACCUUGAACAGGAGAGUAUUUCCUCUCAUGAAGAAGUUUUCCAUCAAACAUGGAGUUCUAGCUCUAAAAUACAAAAUAGAUCAAAGGAAUCACAUUUAGAACAAAAUGUAAUCCAAGCUGCACCUACUGAUAGAAAAUUUUCCAAAAGAAGAAGAAUAAAAAAAUAUAAAAAUCGAAAUGCUGGGAAGAGGUAUGAAACUCUUGACGGAAAAGUAAAAUUGGUCAGGGCAAUGACAGCUUUGACAGUUUGCCGCGCCAAGUGCAUGGAACGUAAUCCCCCUGAGAUCCAGGAAGUUAUUUUUAAAGAAUAUUGGAGUCUCGGAAGUCAACAUGAAAGAACGAAAUUCGUUGCUAAUUUAGUUCAAUCAACUGAGCCUAAAGUUAUUCGGAAAUGA
Psylliodes chrysocephalus is the source of this 765-nucleotide messenger RNA. NCBI's taxonomy places the organism in Eukaryota, Metazoa, Arthropoda, Insecta, Coleoptera, Chrysomelidae. The record is from the annotation of a GenBank genome assembly.